Molecule: messenger RNA, 1671 nt
Organism: Nothoprocta perdicaria
Lineage: Eukaryota; Metazoa; Chordata; Aves; Tinamiformes; Tinamidae
Gene: SLC22A3
Product: solute carrier family 22 member 3
Exons: 11
Coding region: 1-1641 (546 amino acids)
Biological process (GO): transmembrane transport
Cellular component (GO): membrane
Molecular function (GO): transmembrane transporter activity
Source: RefSeq, a predicted model, not a curated record
AUGCCCUCGUUCGAUGAGGUUUUGAAAGAAGCUGGGGAAUUUGGGAGAUUCCAAAAGAGAGUCUUUUUCCUCCUUUGCCAGACAGGUGUAACUUUUUCCUUCCUAUUUGCCAGCGUGGUUUUCCUCGGGCGGGCACCGGAGAGUUACUGGUGCAGGAUCCCGGGGGCAGCAGAACUGAGCGCAAGAUGCGGCUGGACGCUGGAGGAGGAACGCAACCUUACACUGCUGCCCCUGCGGCUCGUGAACAAGUCGUCGAGCUGGGAGUGCGAGCGGCCGGACACGACGUGGGACACCUCGGUCAGCUGCGCCGACCCCCUCGCCCGCCACGGAGCCGGCAGCCUGCCCCACACCGCCUGCCACGGAGACUGGGUCUACGAGCAGCCCCACGCGUCCAUCGUCAGCGAGUAUAACCUUGUGUGCGGCAAUGCCUGGAUGCUUGACCUAACGCAGGCUAUCCUCAAUCUGGGAUUCCUGGCUGGUGCSUUCAUUCUAGGCUACGCUGCGGACAGAUAUGGCAGAAUUCUCACUUAUCUUCUUUCCUGCCUUGGCGUUGGGAUAUGUGGUGUCAUAGUUGCAUUUGCACCAAACUUUACUGUAUUUUUGAUCUUCCGCUUUCUCCAAGGUGUGUUUGGCAAAGGAACCUGGAUGACAUGCUAUGUGAUUGUGAUGGAGAUUGUUGGGUCUGACCAGCGGAUCAUUGGGAUUGUGAUACAGAUAUUCUUCACCCUGGGAAUUAUGAUUCUCCCUGGAAUUGCAUACUGGAUUCCCAGCUGGCAGGGUAUCCAGCUGGCCAUUUCUCUGCCCAACUUCCUUUUCCUGCUCUACUACUGGGCAGUUCCUGAAUCUCCACGCUGGCUCCURACACGUAAAAAGGGAGAGAAGGCAUUAAAAAUCAUGCAUGACAUUGCAAAACACAAUGGGAAGUAUCUCUCACCACAUUAUUCAGAGAUCACUGUUAGUAAUGAAGAGGUCAGCAAUCCCUCAUUUCUUGAUCUAGUUAGAACUCCCCGGAUGAGAAGAAAUACACUGAUUCUGAUGUAUGCCUGGUUCACAAGUGCCAUUAUCUACCAAGGGCUUGUCAUGCGCCUAGGAAUUGCUGGAGGAAAUCUCUACCUAGACUUCUUCAUCUCAGGAGCCGUAGAACUUCCUGCAGCUCUUCUGAUUUUAGUGACMAUUGAUCGCAUUGGUCGGCGCCCUCCCUUUGCCAUAAGCAAUAUUGUGGCAGGAAUCGCAUGCCUCAUUACUGCCUUCUUGCCAGAAGAUCUCCCAUGGUUCAAAACCACUGUAGCCACACUGGGAAGACUGGGCAUCACUGUGGCUUUCGAAAUUGUGUAUCUUGUGAACACUGAAUUGUACCCUACGGUGCUGAGGAACUUUGGUGUUUCCCUGUGCUCGAGUCUGUGCGACUUAGGGGGCAUCAUAGCCCCAUUCCUGCUCUUCCGAUUAGCAACCGUUUGGCUGGAGCUACCUCUAAUUAUUUUUAGCAUUCUCGCAGUUGUCUGUGGGCUCUUAGUACUGCUUUUACCAGAGACAAUGGGAAUCUCCUUACCAGAAACAGUGGAUGAUGUUGAACAGCUUUCAAGUCAUUACAGUAAAUGCAGCAAGAAAAGGAAACACCGAGAUACCAACUCUUAUAUUUGAUCUUUGAAGAAGGACAACACUGAGCAAAGA